Thalassophryne amazonica is the source of this 2216-nucleotide messenger RNA. It is a transcript of the gene dnai1.2, whose product is annotated as dynein, axonemal, intermediate chain 1, paralog 2. Gene Ontology annotation, cellular component: outer dynein arm. The transcript has 20 exons. Gene Ontology annotation, biological process: cilium movement; outer dynein arm assembly. The coding region runs from base 27 to 2090 and encodes 687 amino acids. The record is from RefSeq and is a predicted model, not a curated record. Gene Ontology annotation, molecular function: dynein heavy chain binding; dynein light chain binding. NCBI's taxonomy places the organism in Eukaryota, Metazoa, Chordata, Actinopteri, Batrachoidiformes, Batrachoididae.
UUUUCGCUUUUAUCACACUUGGAACAAUGUCCAAGACAGCAGCAUUCGUGAAAAAGGCUGAAAAACGUCCGGAUAAAGCACCUGGAAUGAAACAAAAGAAAAAAGAUGAUGAAGGUGGUGUGGCUGCAGCUGAUGUACAGGAUGCAUGGUGUCAAGGAAAAACACUUUCUAAGCCUGCAGAUCAAGUGGAACUCACUGAAGCUGAGCUCAAAGAGGAAAUCACAAGGGUUCUGACUGCAAACAACCCACAUGCUCCUCAAAAUAUUGUACGCUACAGCUUCAAGGAAGGUUGCUUCAAGCCUAUCGGUGUUGUGGAUCAGUUGGCUGUUCACUUUGUCUUGGAGAGCAGACUCCUGCAUCAAAACUCUGAUGAAGCCCGUAGACUAAGGGCUAAGGAAGGUCUUCUUGAGGAGAUAGUAGCAUGUGACUCAGAAGCAGUUCCUGAAGAAGAGGAGCCAGAAACCCCGGCUACACCUGUUGAGGAUGGAGGUGAAGCAGAGGAAGUAGGAGAUUAUGAGAGGACAGAAAGUGGUCUCUCCAAAGACAGCACAAAGGAGCAGAAAGUGACUAAUCAGUUCAACUUCUGCGAGAGGGCCUCUCAGACACUCAAUAACCCCCUGAGGGAAACAAUGUGUCAUACUGAACUGCCUCCAUUAGCCACCUUUUCUGCCACUGCUAAUCAGUGGGAGAUCUAUGAUGCCUAUGUGGAGGAGCUGCAGAAGCAAGAAAAGAAUAAAGAAAACCAAAAAGCAAGACAAUUAAAGAAAGCUAGUGAUGACAAAAACAAAAGGAAGACAACAGUGAUGGAGACUCGUAGUGAUGACAUCUCCCAAGUGACCAAGGUGACCAAGAUUUUGGAAGGAAUGGUCCAUCAGAAUACAUUUGAUGACAUUGCACAAGAUUUCAGGUACUACGAAGAUCCUUCUGACGAGUUUAAGGAUGAAGGCACUCUUCUGCAUUUGUGGACUUUCCAACAUGCCAAAGCUAAAGGACUGUCUGUCACUGCCCUCUGCUGGAAUAAGAAAUAUCAUGACCUGUUUGCUGUGGGAAUGGGAUCAUAUGACUUCAGAAAACAGGGGUGUGCCAUGCUUAUCAUUAAUUCACUGAAGAACUCCACCUGUCCAGAGUACAUUUACCCCACCAAUUCUAGUGUCAUGUGCGUCGACAUCCACGAGGAGCAUUCCCACCUGGUUGUGGUCGGCUUCUCUAAUGGCUGUGUGGCUGUGUACAACUUGAAGAAAGAUGGAAUUGAACCCAUGUACAAGAGUACAGCUAAGACUGGCAAGCAUACUGACCAUGUGUGGCAGGUGCGCUGGCAGAAGGAUGAUAUGGACAACAACCACAACUUCUAUUCUGUCUCAUCUGAUGGCAGAGUUGUAGCUUGGACUUUGGUCAAGAAUGAACUGGUCUUCACAGACAUCAUCAGACUGUCACUGGAUGGUGUUGUUUCUGAAGGGCCAGAGGGAGAACAGCAGCCCCUAGUCGCUUGUGGUACAUCGUUUGACUUCCAUAAACAGAUCGACUAUCUCUUCCUGGUUGGCACUGAAGAGGGAAAAAUACACAAGUGCUCCAAGACUUAUUCCAGCAACUUCCUGGAGACCUAUGAUGCGCAUCGCAUGGCAGUGAAGGCUGUCAAGUGGAACCAUUUCCAUCCAAAGGUUUUCAUCUCUUGCAGUUCAGACUGGACAGUCAAGAUGUGGGACCAUACUAUAAACUCUCCCAUUUUCACCUUCGAACUGAAUGCAGCAGUUGAAGAUGUGUCUUGGGCUCCGUACUCCUCCACAGUGUUUGCGGCUGUGAACACAGAGCGAAACGUUCAUGUUUUUGAUCUGAACAUCAACAAAUUUGAAGCCAUCUGCCAGCAGACAGUGUUAACCAAAAACGCCAAAGCAACUUGCAUCGAGUUCAAUCCCGCCUACCCAGUCAUCAUAGUGGGAAGUGACCAAGGUAGUGUCUUCAGCUGGAAACUUUCCCCCAACCUCCGCAAGAAACCCAAGGUGAAGAAGGGCCAGCAGCUUCCUACAGGUCCAGAAGUGGAAAUACCCAAAGUGGAGACCCUUCUUCAUCUGCUGAGGGAGCCAGCAGACUAGCUUAAAGUGACCAUCGUCGCAUAAGUAUGGUAGAAUCAUUAACAUUCAUUUGUAAAAGUUAUAGACUUUGUGAAUCUGUCUGUAUAGUCUAUUAAAAAUGAGAGUACUAUGAAUGUUUUUCCUCCC